Molecule: messenger RNA, 786 nt
Organism: Alternaria conjuncta
Lineage: Eukaryota; Fungi; Ascomycota; Dothideomycetes; Pleosporales; Pleosporaceae
Exons: 3
Coding region: 1-786 (261 amino acids)
Source: RefSeq, a predicted model, not a curated record
AUGGCAGAAGAUCAACUCGUGUCUGCACCACGCAGCGCGAUUAUGAGCGACGGUAUUGCGGACGCUGAUCUCGAUGACUUCUUCAAGAGCAUUUAUUCCCGCCUUCCUCCAGAGCUGCCUUUGAUGAUUUAUGACAAGCUUCUCACUGAAGAUAUGAUGCACGACAUGGCUAGCUGCGCGAGUCCUACCGCUUACGCCUAUCCGCUCAACCACAGCACGUUCAUGUACAAAUCAACCCCUCGUUUCCUCAACCCGCGGAUCUUGGAUAGCUCUUUCACGACCGAGAUAGUCAAGGCGUUCUAUGGCAAGUAUACUGGUUUUGAAGUCAAGCAUCCGCUACGUAUCGCGACUCUUCUCCAACGAGAUUUCUUCAAACUCGGAUAUCACGUCAAACUCGCCAACUCUGUCCUCCGCGGUCUCACAGUCGACGGCUGCUUGCUUCCCCAUAAUAAGCACUUCAUCAAUGUCAAGCUGCUUCCCACCCAAUUUGCACCACUAUUCCACGCGCAGCAGCGCCUGGCUACUGGUUUCCAUCUCACCAUUCGUCUAUGGACCGACAAUAGUUCGCUCAACACUGCAAAGGCGCACAACGCCCAAGGCCUGGCUCUACGUCGCACUCUGCAGGUUCUCAAGCCAGUUUUCGCAAAGCUGAUCGCAAAGGAGCCCACGGCUACUCAUAGCGUAGUUUUGGAGGUUGCCCACAUGCACAAAAUCACGUUAGACAUGGCACUGGCAGAGAGAUCGUCGAGUAGCCUGGCUAAUGAAAUCUAUAACUGGUGUUUUUGA